This is a messenger RNA of Myodes glareolus (Bank vole), 8310 nucleotides long. It is a transcript of the gene Mdm4, whose product is annotated as MDM4 regulator of p53. Gene Ontology annotation, molecular function: ubiquitin-protein transferase activity. Gene Ontology annotation, cellular component: nucleus. Gene Ontology annotation, biological process: protein ubiquitination; negative regulation of apoptotic process; regulation of cell cycle. Lineage: Eukaryota; Metazoa; Chordata; Mammalia; Rodentia; Cricetidae. The record is from RefSeq and is a predicted model, not a curated record.
GCUCUGGCAAACGGGACUUUGAGAGGCCGGAAGUCGCGCCGCUGUUGCUCGCAGUUUCAAAAAUGCUGCGGAGGCCUUAGGAGCUACUCCUGUCGCCCCUCCCCCAGCUCGGAGGGGAAGCGACUCGUGGCGCGACCGUAAGUUCGUUGACUGCAGAGUCUUCACUGCCAAAAUGACAUCACAUUCCACCUCUGCCCAGUGCUCAACAUCUGACAGUGCUUGCAGAAUAUCUUCAGAAAGAAUCAGUCAGGUACGACCAAAACUGCCACUUUUGAAGAUUUUGCAGGCAGCAGGUGCUCAAGGUGAAGUAUUCACUAUGAAAGAGGUAAUGCACUUUCUAGGCCAGUAUAUAAUGGUGAAGCAACUCUAUGAUCAACAGCAGCAACAUAUGGUAUAUUGUGGUGGAGAUCUUUUAGGAGAUCUGCUUGGACGUCAGAGCUUUUCUGUGAAAGAUCCAAGCCCGCUCUAUGAUAUGUUGAGAAAGAAUCUUGUCACAUCAGCCUCUGUUAACACAGAUGCUGCUCAGACUCUCGCUCUCGCACAGGAUCACAGUAUGGAUAUUCCAAGUCAAGACCGACUGAAGCACAGUGCAUCGGAAUGCUCCAAUUCCAGAAAAAGAACCGCAGAAGAUGAUACUCAUACACUGCCUACCUCACAAUGUAAAAGCAGAGAUUCUAAAGGUGAUGAAGAUUUAAUAGAACAUUUAACUCAAGAUGAGACAUCUAGGCUGGACCUUGACUUUGAGGAGUGGGAUAUUGCUGGUCUGCCAUGGUGGUUUUUAGGGAACUUGAGAAACAACUAUGUACCUAGAAGUAAUGGCUCGACGGAUUUACAGACAAAUCAGGAUAUGGGUACUGCCAUUGUUUCAGACACUACGGAUGAUUUGUGGUUUUUAAAUGAGUCAGUGUCAGAGCAAUUAGGUGUUGGAAUAAAAGUUGAAGCUGCUAAUUCUGAGCAGGCAAGUGAAGUAGAGAAAGCACUUGACAAAAAGGUGAUUGAUGUGGGAAAAGAUGAUGAUCUUGAGGACCCUAAGUCCUUGAGUGAUGAUACUGAUGUGGAACUUACCUCCGAGGAUGAGUGGCAGUGUACAGAGUGCAAGAAAUUUAAUUCUCCAAGCAAGAGGUAUUGUUUUCGUUGCUGGGCCUUAAGAAAGGAUUGGUAUUCGGAUUGUUCUAAAUUAACUCAUUCUCUCUCCACAUCUAAUAUCACUGCCAUACAUGAAAAGAAAGAGAAUGAAGGAAUCGAUGUCCCUGACUGCCGGAGAACCGUUUCAGCUCCAGUUGUCAGGCCUAAAGAUGUGUAUUUAAAGGAAGAGAAUACCAAGUUUAACCCUUGUAACUCAGUGGAGUUUUUGGAUUUGGCUCAUAGUUCUGAAAGCCAAGAGACCAUCUCAAGUGUGAGAGAACAAGCAGAUAUCCUUUCUGAACAGAAAACAGAUACAGAAAGUAUGGAAGAUUUUAAAAAUAUCUUGAAGCCGUGUAGUUUAUGUGAAAAAAGGCCUCGGGAUGGGAACAUUAUUCAUGGGAGAACGAGCCAUUUGACGACGUGUUUCCAGUGUGCCAGAAGACUAAAGAAGGCUGGGGCUUCAUGUCCUUCUUGUAAGAAAGAGAUUCAGUUGGUUAUUAAAGUUUUUAUAGCAUAGCUGAGUCAGAGAAAUAUUAGGAUCAGGUCAUUUCUCAAAAAACCAGUAUUCUUGGAGGCAGGAGCAGAAGAUCACCUAUUUUGAUGCCAGUCUGGGCCAUGUAGUGAGACUUUGUUUUUAAAAGAAUCAGCAUUGAGCAUCUUUCAUGAGUGUGAGCCAUUGUAUGUGUUUAUUUAUGGAAUUUUAGAAGAUCAGUUUGAGGGUUUCAUUAACGUUAGAUACUUAAAUCCCUUUGUUCUCCUUCCAAAUCUUAAAUCUGAGUGGGAAUAAUACCAAUACAAACAUAACAGUGCAUUCUUUUAUUCCCUGUUGAGAGUAAUGCAUUAGUUGGUUUAUACUCUACCCUGCUGUUAUGUAAUGUUCUCGGGCAUCAAAACCUAAGGUAGUUAUUAGAAAAAUACUAGGACCAACACUGAAGAAACAAAUCUGAUUAGUCACUGUGUAGCCAAGGAUGUCCUUCUACCUCUGACCAUCUGUGUGUCUCCCACCUGUGUGCUGUGCUUAUAGGCUGUCCCAUCAUGCCUAGCUGAAUCUCUCAGCUUUACAUAAAAUAACAGGAGUGCACAUGUCUGCACAGCCUUCUCAAGGAGAAGGUAUAGGCUUUGUAGCCAACACUUGGCAAUUGUCUCCUGGAAGCUGGUUAGGUGUUUUUGUACUUUGCCUCUAGAAUUAUGCACACUCCAAGGCAAUGGCCAGUGAUAGGGUUGAACAAGUGGAGAGAAGAGGGAGGGAAACAAAUUGAUCUUCAAUUCUGCGUAGUCAUUUUAGACCACAUCAAUUUAGUAUACAAACUGAAGACCUUAUUUGUGUCUUUAUACCUAUUUGUGUCUGCCGAACCCAUGGGAUAGAUCUUGGUGUUUCCCCAGGGAUAUGAAUACCUCAUUUUAAAGAUCAAGUCUGUAGAACUAUUGAACUUGGGGGACAUCUAGCUGUCCCAGCCUUUCCAGUGGCUCCUGCUCUUAGAAAUGGGGAGAUAUAUGGUAUCUAAUCCCAUGAUGUGCCUAUUGGACCAAGACCAUUGGGACUUCUAUAAUUACUACUAAAUGGAGGUAUGUUAGCAUGUGUUUUUGCGUUGACUCUGUUCCCUGUCUGCCCCACUGCCCUCCCACUAGACCUGACUCCACCAAGUGCCUAGUGGGUUAAUUGUCAUUGUUAAUUCUUUUUUCUUUCUUUCUUUCUUUUUUUUUCCUUCCAUUUUUUUCCGUAGUUACUCUUCAAUUGUGACAAAACACCAAGGCAUAAAAGCAUUUAAUUGGGGUUACCUUUUGAGAAGGUUAGAAUCCAUGAUGGCAGAAAACUGAUAGCUCACAUCUUGUUUCUGCAAGUAGGAGGCAGAGAAAGAACCUUGUGAAAUCCUAAAACUUGACCCCCACUGCCUCCAAGGCAGCACCUUGUAAUCCUUCCCAAACAGUUCCAACAACUGGAGGCCAAGUAUUCAAACAUGAACCUGAGGUAGCCAUUCUCAUGUAAACCUCCACAUUCUACCCCCUAUCCCCCAUAGGCUUUUGACCAUAUGGUAGUGCAAAAUGCAAACUUGGCUCCCAGCAUUAACCUCCUUGGUGCUCUUUCCUUCAUACUCUGUAUAUGAUAGUCUUUCUGCCUCACAUGCUCUUUUCUGUUACUAAUAACUAUGCUGCAGAGUCAGCAUUCAGCUCUUUGGAAGGCUCCUCUGUCAAAGAAAUUAGUCUGUUACUUUUCACUUAGGACAAGGGCAGAAGAAGACAGCCACAUACUUUGCCAAAACAUCCCAAGAAUAGUCUUUUCUCAGUUGCUAAUUAAGAGUUAGUUAAGUCUAGAUCUGAAGCUUCAUGAUCUAGACUUCCACAGAAGUCUAGGCUCUUGGCACUUCUGUCUUCCAAGCUUCAACCACUUUCUUAGUCCAAAGACCCAGUCUUCCACAUUCCUCCAACAAACCAUGUGGCCAGGUCUUUCAUAGCAGUGGCCCACUUCUGGUACCGACUGGUGUCUGGCUACUCUUCAGUGCUGUGACAAAACACUCCAGCCAAGGCAGCAUAGAGAAGAAAGCCUUUAUUGGGGCUAUGGUUUCACAGGAUUAGUUCAUGAUGGCACCAACAUUGGAGAGCAGGAGGUAGAGAGAGAACCCUGGGAGUGGCAUGGGCUUUUGAAACCUCAAAGCCUUCACUUGUGACACACCCCUACCAACAAGGCCACAUCUCCCAAUCCUCCUAAAUAGUUCCUCCAACUGUGGACCAAAUAUUCAUACAUGAACCUAUGGGGGCCAUUCUCAUUCAGACCACCAGUUUGCAAAGGAGUUCUUUCUUUCUUAGCUAUAUCUUGUCAUUGCCUCCAGUUAAUAAUUUCACUAGUUGCAGCAAAUAAAGUAGAAUUUGCCUUUCCUCAGUGGCCAAGCCUUUGCUAUUACCUUCUGCGAGUAUUAAAAGGCCUGUAGCUCCUGUUUGGCGUGAUGUGCAGCCUCUUUGAGAGACUGAUUACAGUCAUCUUUAUUCACAUCUCCAUGGUAGUGAGAACAACAAAGUAGUGUAGAAAUGAUCACAGAUGUCAUCAAUCAUAAUUCCUGCUUAAGAACAGGCUGUGAUGUAGCCAGUCCUCCUGAGUGGAACUGAGUCUUUUUUUUUUUUUUUACUUUAUUAAAACACUGAGUUUAUUUCACAUGUAUAUUUUUGUCUCCCUACUGUUUCCACAUCUGACCACCACUAUUACUAUGUUCUAUCAUAACAUUCCAUACAUACUUAAAACCAAGUAAAGGGUGGAGCUCCAUCCUUGAAAACUAAACAGGCAUUAUAGACAACGCAUUCUUGGCAAUGGGACCUGAACAACAUUUAUCAAACACAGUAGGGAAAUUUCUCAUUUUGCAUUAUAAAAAGGACAGCCAGAUAAUAUCAACUGUUUCAGAAAUUAAGUAAGAUAGCAUAUUUCAAAGUGUUUAAACCCUUUUCUUAAAGAGACUUCUUCUACUGCCAGAGAUCUUGAAUAACCUGGUCAAUCAUCUGGAAGCAAUUCUUCACAUAAUUAAUGAACUUGGCUUCCACUUUGGGAAGAGAGCCACCUUUUUCUAUACUUGCUUUCAUUUUUGCCUUAAUGUUUUCUACAGAACUAGGUCCUUUUGGUGUUUUAGGUUUUUUUUUUUUUUCCUGCUUUUUGAAGGAUUCUUGACCCUUUGAUCUUGGUGUUGAUGAUUUUAAGUCUUUUCCAUUUUGGUUUGAUUUUUGUGCAUUUUUGGCUGGGGUACCUCGUAUAGAUUUCUUCACUGGACCUUUUUCUUCAGCUUUCUCAUCAAAAUCAUCAUCUUCAUCAUCCUCAUCCUCAUCAGGUUUUACUUUCUUCUGUGGAACCUUGUUGCCACCUCCAGGAGCAGAUCCCUUUCCAGACACACUCAGCAGCUUUACAUCAUCCUCAUCUUCAUCUUCUGACUCUGCAUCUUCCUCUACAGCUACUAGGUGCUGUCCCUAAUGUGCACAGGCCCUGGACCACACGUCCAUCUUAAGACCACAGGCGGUGUUAGGAACUGAGUCUUUUUCAGUUCCAAGAACUAUAUUCAAUAUAUAAUGUAUUUUAAGUCAUCCUAAUGCUCCUCAUCUUUUGGGGACAGGAUCUUGCUGUUUAGCUAUGACUGGCCUAGGCCUCACCCUGUAUCUCAGACUGGCCUCAACCUUGCAGUGAUCUUCCUGCUUUUGCCUCUCGAGUGCUGAGUUUAUAUGUCCUGGUUAAAUUUCUUACUUUGGUUGUCAUUUAAGUUAGUAUUGUGAUCAUACUAUCUUUGACAGAAAAUGCAGAGCAGAGCUGACAGGUGAUUGGAAAAGGCUCCUCACUGUUACCUUACAUACGGUGUUAGUAUGCUUACGUAUUUACUACUGUGUCAGACUAGAAGUUCAGGCCAAGCCUUUACACUGGUGUCACUGCCUCCCUGGCCCAUCUAUGUUAGAUUUCCCAGUGAGGGCUGGAACUGGUGGACCAGAAUAGCCCGGCCAGCCUUCUGACUGCCACAGAGUUGUGUAAUAACACGUUUUACUGCCAAGCAUUUGUGAUUGUGUGAUAAUAUGUUCAUUAUUUGUGUAUAUUUAGAUGUAUAUGAUACCUUGCAUGGUUUGAAAGAAUUUAUUCUAAAAGCCAGGAUCUCGUGUGUCAGUUCAAUGUAAUGGUUCCCUUGCCAGGAUCACGUGUGUCACCUCAAUGUAAUGGUUCCCUUGAAAAGUCUUGAUUGAAGAAUUGGUGAAUGUUUCCAGAUCCUUAAUGUUACCUGGUUGGUUCUUUUUAGAAAGGAAGAACCUUCCAGACUAGCUAUUUGUCAGUGUUUUUGUUUUGUUCUGUUCCCAUGAUGUUCUGUGAACUCCGAAAGUACGUGGCUUUAGAUACUGUGACUGUUAUUUUUCCUUUUAGCCUAAAUUGUUGCUUCAGCCUAAAGAAGACUAUUUCUUGAUGCCUCCAACCAACCUUUCAUGUAUGUUCACACUAUCUAGAUUGAUGCUACCUUUGCUUAAAAGUUUUAGAUAAAGAAUUAGCUGUUUAGACUCUUCACUUCAAAGAUAAACCCGGAAGCUGUCCUCUGUGCCAAAAGUAAAGUGUGCAAUGUUUACAGAUGGGUGGAAUUUUGCACUGCCAUAGGGAAUGGUGAAGUUAUAUCACCAGAUUCCUUAGAUUUAUGAGUAGAUAGUUGCCGUUUAUGCUUAUGAGAGGAGCUGUUGAGCCUUCUGAGUCUAACCUGGAAAUGAGUAUCUGAGACCGGUGGUUAAAGUGACUCACUCCCUAGACCUAGCUUGGGAGCAGUUUCCAGUUUGUUUGGAGAUAUUCUUUCUAUUGACAGCUCUUUGUUGUCUGCAGUUACUAUGUGCUUCCUUUAGAGGAGCUGCCAGCCCUUCCCUCCUGGGGGAGAAUGUUGUGUAGGCUGUUUGAGAUCUUUUGAUGUAAUACAUGUGCAAUCCCAAAUAAUGCCAUUAUUGGUGAAUGUGGCAUUAGUAAAGAAACCCUUACUAUAAAUUAUUUCUGAUCUCCCCUCAAGAGCCCCCCUCCUUUUUUUUUUUUUUUUUUUUUCUUUUGGGAAGAGACAGGGUCUCCAUGUAUAGCUCUUGGUUGACCUAGAACUUGCUUUGUAGACCAGGGUGUCCUCAAACUCACAGAGAUCUGCCUGUUUCUGCCUUCUGAGUGCUGGGCCUAAAGGCAUCUGCCACCACACCCAUCCUUAGUAGCCUUUUGAAUGGCUAAUAUUACAGAAACUGAUCUCAUCCAUGGUGCUGCUUUCCCUGCUUAUUUGCGUUUGCAUAGGAGCCUCUGGUUCCUUCUAGCAGUACAGCACAGCCAGUAGCACUCCCCAUUUCUUAAGGUGGAGGAGUCAGAGAUAAGCUAUAAGGGCAAGUAGUGCUACCAGGGCAGUUCCUUCAGUGGUUUUAGAGUUUGGCAAAUGCUUUACUGAAGAUCAGCAUUGUGUUGAGACACCCGAGGGCCAAUCAGAGCAUUUUGUUACCCAAAGGUAUUUUUUAUUUUAAACAGCAAAUACUUGGGUGUUUGUUUGUAGGCAUUUCCCCUCCCUCCCUCCCCCUCUCCUUUAUUGUUGCUUUUAUGCUUUCCUGGUUCGAAGUUAACUGGGUUUGGACCUUGCUUCUAUGCCAGAGGCCAUUUUUCUCUCUGGGUGAUUCGAGCUGCUUUGUACUUAUGUACGGUCCUUCUUCGGCCAGUCCUGAGCAAUGUUGUGUUUGUGUUUGCAGAGGACCAUGAGCUCAAGUAGGGAAGAGGGAAGCUGAGGUCAGCUGGAUGGCUUCUUUUGUGUGUGUGUGAUGGGUUGGUGAUUAGUUCACAGCUGAACUAAUUUGAGCACUGAGGAAUUUGAGGUCAGUCUGCCAACCCUUUGCAUGCCCAUUUGUUUUCUCCAUCUUUCACUCCCUUUCAGUAAGGACGCCAUGCCACCCCUCCAACACAGUAAUAGGAAAUGCAAUGUACUUGGCAUAGUAGAAGUUUCAGUCAGUGUCUGAACAAGGUAGCUUGCUAUGAAUUGUUUCCUCUUGGAUAAAGAAAGAUUACCCCAGCAGCUUGUAGCCUUGUCUGGAAGUUGUAAGCUGCAGUUUUUCUCACUUGUAACACCAACAUACACACCACCCCUUUCUACCUCAGAUUGUUGUGGAGACUAUUGGGGAGCAACUCUUAAAAACUUACUGCCUUGAAGAAGGUGUAAGAAGCUAAUAGUCUUAGUCGACUGUCCUCUGAGGCUUGUAUUAAGAAGGCCUUGAGUUCUGGAAGCAGUUCUCCUUGCUGCUUGUUUACCAGAGCCUGUGUUGCUUACUGUAAGUCCUCUGCCCACAUGCUCUCUUUAUCCUCCAGACGCUCUGAGAAGUGCAUGUAAAUAUGGAUAGCACAUCCUUUUGUCAUGGAACGUCCUUGCUGAGGCCUUGCUGCGUAGGAAUUCUUUCUAUGUGCACUUGAGGAGGUGGCAUAAGAUGCUCUGCUGGUGUGCAGAAACAGGCAGUUCCUGACAUCCUGGUCGGGGAGUCGCCAGUGCAGUAGUAGCAAAUGAGGGGUAAUAGACUGAGAAGAAUGGCAGCUUACUAACGAGGCCAGAGGGAAAUGUUUCUGUGUGUCUUUGUGUAAUUUCCUGCAGUGCCACUGAGUUAAUAGCCCUGUACCUGGGUGUUUGCACUAUGUAAUGCUUCCACGGUCUUUUUAUUGUGUUUUUGUGUGAUUAAACAGUUUUCAUUUCA